Ostertagia ostertagi is the source of this 3387-nucleotide messenger RNA. Lineage: Eukaryota; Metazoa; Nematoda; Chromadorea; Rhabditida; Trichostrongylidae. The record is from the annotation of a GenBank genome assembly.
AUGGACGUUGUUUGCCGGCUUGUUGACGAGGGUUCGGGCGAUGGCCCCAGCCCGUCGGCCGGCCGAGCUCGUAACGUAUUGACCUCUUUGGGCGUCGGACGGACAUUGUGCAAACGUCGCGACGCGGGUGGAAUCCACCGCGGCGCGACGCCCUCCACCGGAGUCUCGCAGGGCGGCAGACGGGCUGACGACGACGAUCGAUCGAGUGCUGCCCUUAUCAUCGCAAUCUUCAACGACGAUGACUCACUCCCAGCACCACCAUUAAUUUAUCACCAUCGUAACGGUCAAUGUUGCAACGACGAGGGCGUUCGUCGCCGCCCGUCGCCGAUUUCGUCUCUUACUCUCUUCGGUUUACUGUCGUCUAAUUUCGUUGCGAUUUUCGCUUUCAAUUUGGAUAUCCACGCUCCGAUAUACAAAUACGGACAUGAUGGCACAUAUUUCGGCUACACUGUCGCCGAACAUUUCAAGGGCGACGUGCCUGUAGUGCUCGUUGGAGCUCCUCGUGCGGAAUCAGGCCAAGUUGGGACGAUUCAAGCUGGCGCUUUGAUUCGCCUGUGUGAACAAGUUCGUUCUGAAUACGAGGACCAAUCAUCAUAUCUGAAGUCACCGGAUCUAACACUAACAGGACGUGAGGUUCACUAUCUUGGGAAAAAUGGAGAACUUCUCGGCGCUUCCCUAGCUUCUCAGGGCACCAGGAGAGGAGGAGCUGUUGUCUGCGCUCCACUAAUGCGAUUUCACAACACAAGUGCGUACACGCAAGGCGCAUGUUACGAGUUGAAUUCUGAUCUCACUCUGGGUGGAACUUACACCACUUGCCUUCAGAAGAAUCUUCCUAAGCUGAUCGACACAAUGAAUACGGGCUUGUAUGGAAGGAUUCUCGGCUGCUAUUUCUGGGAACGUUAUGGGUCGAACGCCCGACCUGAUUGCGCCCAGUGUAAGUGGACAGGUGGAAUCGAAAAGUAUACCAUGGCACCUGAAGAAGGAGGAGUAAGAACGAUGCUUGCUGCCCAUGAUUACCUUGGUUAUUCGGUCGACGUUGGCCGAUUUGGAUUUUGGUGGGUGUCAUUUGGAGGGCAACUAAUCAGUUCUCGUCGACGAUUUCCUCAGUAUCGUCAAACCACAAAGAUUCUUAAUCUACCUUUAGGAGAAAAGGCCACAAUUGUUUCUGGCGCUACGCGAUUCGGUCAACAUGGAGCUGUGGUGUUCCUUCCUUUCACUAAGGAUCGUGGUGAGCUGCUGACAUUCACGGAAGAUAAAUUCGUACUGAAUGGAACUAAAAUGGGAUCAGCGUUUGGCUACGCGAUUGAGGUUGUUGAUCUCAACAACGACGGUUUUGACGAUCUUAUUGUUGGUGCUCCUUUCGAACAUCGCGCUGACACUGAUGGACACUUUGGUGGAAUAGUUUAUGUAUAUUUUUCACAAGGAGUAGAGCGUAGAAAGGGUGAAUCGUCGAAAGUUUUCCAUCCUCCCAUCACGCUCAAAGCUCCUGGAUUUUUCUCUCAAUUCGGUCUCUCAAUAACAAAGCUGGGGAACCUGGACGGUGACAAGCGUGGCUACAAUGAUUUCGCUGUCGGUGCACCGUUCGCCAAUGAAGGGAAAGGAGCUGUUUACGUGUACUUGGGAGAAAAAUCCAAAAAAGAGUUCAGAAGGACGCCUGCUCAGGUUAUCACGAGUUCCGAUCUGCCAAAUCUCCGUCGUCCAGUUAAAUCGUUCGGAUUUUCUUUGUCUGGUGGCUCUGACCUCGACGGCAACGGCUAUCCCGAUCUUGUUGUCGGAGCGGUAACUGGAGGAGUUGUUACUAUACUACGGUCAAGACCUGUGAUCAGCAUUAUGGCCACACAUAAAACAGCUAGUCCAUUCAUUGAUAUUGAGAAGGGUAGAAAUUGUCCACGCGGUGCUAAAACAUGUUUCCCACUCGAUCUCGAGAUUUUUGUUGAUCACGAUCCUUCCAAAGGAGCGGAUCUAGUCGACUUCAAUUCGAACGUAUUCACUUGCAACUUAGAGGUGAUUCCCGUGAAACAAGGUGUUCCACUAAGAGGAUUUAUAGCAAGUUCUGCUUCAACAAAUCAUAGCUGGCCAUGUGGUCGUGAUGCUCAUCGUAGACGACAGAAGUAUAUCGAGACUAUUUACAUACCCGAAAAUGAUAACGCUGCGAAGGACUGGAUAAACCCCCUCAAGUUCCGCUUUACUGUGAGAAUAAUGAAUGAACGAAAACCAUUCCAUCCGGCUGAAGGCCGUCCCAUCGUUGAUCUCAAGCAGUACCCGAUUCUUAAUAAAUAUGGUGCCAGUUACGAGUUCCAGCAUUCGUUUGACCUUCGCUUCAAGCUGAUGCGCGGAAGAACCGAAGGGAUCGGUCGACCGCUUCAGUUUUCUGCUAUUGUUAAUUCCACGUCGAAAGAAACAAAUCCAGGAGAUAACGAGUGGAAAUCAGACCUCCAGAUAAUUAAAAGGGCAGAAAUGGAACUCGUAGGAACUAGCGAUCCUCCGCUCGUUCGAUUUGGUGGCGAAAUUAAAGACGAAUCUUCAAUGGACUUAGAAGAAGACAUUGGUGUUAUGGUCCGUCAUAACUACACUUUGCACAAUAAAGGACCAUGGACUGUUCGCAAUGUUUACGCCAAGUUUGAAUGGCCUUACCAAGUCGAAUCGCCUCGUCAGAAAGGAAAAUGGGCUCUUUACCUUCUUGAUGUGCCUACUGUAACAAUAUACAACACUGAUGGUACCGUAGACAUCCGAAGGUGUUCUGUUGAACGCAAACUUGACCAUGUGAAUCCACUGGACCAUAUCAAACUCAAUACUAAGUACACUACACAGGAAACAACACAUGCUCCACCUAUAACGCGACGUGUUAAGCGAACACAGACACUUGCGGAAGCUGGUUUUUUGCGUUCACGAAUAGAGCCUCAUAAACGCAAGGAAAAUGGUGUCGAUGUUUCCGUUGUCACUAUCGGAUGCGCAGAGAAGACAGCUAAAUGCUUUACGGUUACGUGCCAUUUCGACUUCCUCGACGCGAACUCGGCACCCGUCAUCGAUUUCCGGGCUCGAUUAUGGAACACAACUUUCAUUGAGGACUAUUCCGACGUGGAAUAUGUAGAAAUUGCCUCAUAUGGCAGAAUUGAGCUGGACACAAACCAAGGAAUUGAAGAUGAUCCCAGUAAUAAUGCAAUUAGCGUUAAAACGCUCGCAUACCCUGACAGACCUGCUCUUGGAUCUCGUCCUGUUCCAUGGUGGAUAAUCCUAGUCAGCGCUUUAAUAGGCCUUCUUAUUCUUCUUGUUGUGGUGUUAAUAUUGUGGCGGUGUGGUUUUUUCAAAAGGAAAAAGUACGAGCCCAGCCUCUAUCGUGCCGAAUUACAGCACGAACGAGAACAAUGGAGCCAAUCACAAAUGUAG